AUGAUCCAUCUGAGCUUCAGCAACGGCUUUUUCAGACCACCUCAUCUCAUUCGAGGAUUGAACGUGGGGUAUAUUAAGGUCAAAGUUGUCAUCCAAUGGAAUUUACCAAACCGGUUAUCAUUCUCGUCCCGGGUGCCUGGCACUAAGGUUAAUAAUACGGUCUUCUCGCAAGCAAAUUGCGCGCUAAAGAAUGCAAAGUGGAAGCGGUCAUACCAUCAGCAGGAGAGACUCAAAACUGUGCCUAUGAUGAUACGAGUCACAUUCGCGUGUCAUAUCUCAGCAACCUCGUUGCCCAAGGGAAAGGGAUCAUCUUCUAUUUGCAUUCAUACGGAGGAGUUCCCGGGACCAAAUGCGUCAGGGCCUAGCACACAAAUUGACCUUACUGCACAAAGCCAGGCGGUGUUAUCAGCAUGA
Messenger RNA from Penicillium chermesinum, 414 nucleotides. RefSeq lists its product as uncharacterized. The record is from RefSeq and is a predicted model, not a curated record. Lineage: Eukaryota; Fungi; Ascomycota; Eurotiomycetes; Eurotiales; Aspergillaceae. The coding region runs from base 1 to 414 and encodes 137 amino acids. The transcript has a single exon.